Arabidopsis lyrata subsp. lyrata is the source of this 2442-nucleotide messenger RNA. Its product is annotated as adenylosuccinate lyase. Gene Ontology annotation, biological process: IMP biosynthetic process. The record is from RefSeq and is a predicted model, not a curated record. Lineage: Eukaryota; Viridiplantae; Streptophyta; Magnoliopsida; Brassicales; Brassicaceae. Gene Ontology annotation, molecular function: N6-(1,2-dicarboxyethyl)AMP AMP-lyase (fumarate-forming) activity.
UGGUUCACUUAAGCCCCUUGUGUUGUCUUCGCAUCGACGGAACGGAAGUAGAACUUUCCGACCAAUCUCGAAGAUUGUCUGCGAAUCAAAAUAGUUCUUAAAUAUCUCCAAGGUUUAAAGUUUAAACACUGAGAUCACUCUAUAUCACAAAUGGAGCUCAAUUUAUCUUCGAUGGCUUUAACAAACACCAAAAUUAUACCCACCAGAAGUUUCUUAAACCCAUCAAAAUCUCUGUGCCAUCAUCAGCUUCCAAGAGUUUCAUUCUCUGUUUCUUCUCCGUAUUCUCUCAAGCUAAUGACUUCAAGAAAGGUUAUAGCAAUGGCUGGUGCAAGUUCCAGAGACUUGGAGAUGUCGAAUUUAACAGCAUUAUCGCCUUUGGAUGGACGUUACUGGGGGAAAGUUAAGGAAUUGGCUUCUUCUAUGAGUGAGUUUGGAUUGAUCUAUUUCCGUGUACUUGUCGAGAUCAAAUGGCUUCUUAAGCUUUCAAAUAUUCCUCAAGUCACUGAAGUUCCAAGCUUUAGCAAAGAAGCUCAGAUUUACUUGCAUGGCAUAAUCGAUGGAUUUAGCAUGGAUGAUGCAUUGGAAGUUAAGAAGAUCGAGAAAGUAACAAAUCACGAUGUGAAAGCAGUGGAGUAUUUCUUGAAACAAAAAUGUGAAUCACAUCCAGAGAUUGCUAAGGUUCUUGAGUUUUUCCAUUUCGCUUGCACGUCUGAGGACAUCAACAAUCUUUCCCAUGCUUUGAUGCUUCAAGAAGCACUUAGUUCGGUUAUACUUCCAGCCAUGGAUGAGCUGAUCAAGUCUAUCUCUCUGAUGGCUAAGAGCUUUGCAUAUGUCCCCAUGCUUUCACGUACUCAUGGACAGCCAGCUUCACCUACAACUUUGGGGAAAGAAAUGGCGAUUUUUGCUGUGAGGUUAAGCGAAGAAAGGAGAUAUCUUUCAGAAACCAAGAUUAAGGGGAAAUUUGCGGGUGCUGUUGGGAACUACAACGCCCAUAUUUCUGCGUAUUCUAAUAUCGACUGGCCUCAUGUUGCAGAGGAGUUUGUUACAUCUCUUGGAUUAACAUUUAACCCAUACGUGACUCAGAUUGAACCCCAUGACUAUAUGGCUAGACUUUUUAAUACAAUUAGCCAAUUCAACAAUAUCUUGAUUGAUUUUGACAGAGAUAUAUGGAGCUACAUAUCUCUAGGGUACUUUAAGCAGAUAACUAAAGCGGGUGAAAUCGGAUCAUCGACAAUGCCUCACAAAGUGAAUCCUAUUGACUUUGAGAACAGUGAAGGGAAUCUAGGUAAAGCAAAUGCAGAGCUUGCUUUUCUCAGCAUGAAGCUUCCCAUUUCACGAAUGCAGCGUGAUUUAACCGAUUCAACUGUCUUGAGAAACAUGGGUGGAGCUUUAGGACAUUCUCUUCUGGCUUACAAGAGCGCGAUACAGGGAAUUGGGAAGCUUCAGGUUAAUGAAGCUCGGUUAAAAGAAGAUUUGGAUCAUACUUGGGAAGUCCUCGCUGAACCGAUACAAACUGUGAUGAGGAGAUAUGGUGUUCCAGAGCCGUAUGAGAAGCUGAAGGAGCUAACAAGAGGAAGAGCUGUGAAUGAAGAAAGCAUUAGAAAGUUUAUUACAGGUUUGGAAUUGCCUGAAGAAGCAAAAGACCAACUUUUGAAGCUAACUCCACACACAUAUGUUGGCGCUGCUGCUGCAUUGGCACUAGCCGUGGAUGAAGCUGUGCACUUGGGACAUUAAUAAUAUGAUCAAAUCGGUGUAGAUGAUGCUGCUUGUUGUAUUAUGAUUUUCUUUGCCCAAAUCAAAUGGGAUAACAAGAAUCAAUUUUGACUUUCAUUAUAAAGUUUGCAGAUUCUGACAUUUUAAAACAUAUAUUUAUAGAUGUCGAAAAGUUUUAAACAUGAGAUUGUUCUCUAAUGAAACCACUGGCAAAGGAUGGGACCAAAAUGAAUGCAGAGGAAUUAUGGAGUUUUACUUGGUGACAAACCUGAUUUUCAUGUCGCAAUGCCGCCUGAUAAAGCGAAACCGUUUUACGCCUCUUUAGUCGAGAAAUUCCAGAAAGCAUAUAAUCCCGAUGCAGUAAAAGAUGGUGUGUUUGGAGCUACGAUGCAGGCGGAGAAAAACGAAUUAUGGGAGGAAAAGCUGGUGUUGAAGGCGGAUAAGGAGAAGGUGGUGCAACAGUUGAAAUCUAUGGCGUUUCCAUCACCGGGUUUCAUCCCCUCGCAGCAUUCAGCAGCUUUCCAUCCCAAUAAUAUGCCGGUUUAUUCGAGUUACAGUUACUAUCCUCCAAACAUGGCAAUGUGGUCACCCUUACCUCCUGCUGACCGUGAUACGGUCUCGUGAUCACAAAAAUCUUCCUCCUGUUGAUUCAUCAUUGAUCAUAAUCAUCAAUCGCUUAGGAAUUUUGUUUCUUCAGAUGAUUCUUUAUCAGUAGUUUUGCAGUAACCA